GCGUCAGUUGUUGUUCGCAUUUCACGCGUUUCGGUUGUGGUAAAACACUUGUUAACAUAGCUAAAAUAAACAAUACUUAUACUUGACUGGGAAAUAACACAAUAGGAAAAGCUCCAAAAUGAAAAUCGAUCUAUCUGUUGAUGAGGGACCGUGCAAUUCAGAUUUGCGUAGUUGGUGUUUGGGCAUAGCAAUCUAUUUUCUGGUUACCAUAUUGAUUAAUGUGAUAUUUUCGCCAUCGGUCUACACUUUUAUUGGAUUUGCAAUCACAGUCAUUGGAAAUGUGUGCCUUCUGUUCGGAUGUCUUAAGUACAAACACUACUUGGUUGGUGUCUGGUUGAUCUUCGGUCUCAUAGUGGCCAUUAACUUUCCGAUUGCCAUUUUCGGUACCAUUUUCCAUUUUGGAGGCUAUCGGGAGUCGACUGGCUUCAAUAAUGUCUUUAUGGCGUUACUCUUUCAAAUCGUUGCAUUCGGCAUCUUCUUGUUCUGCGCGCGCCUCGUCUACUCGUAUUUCCUGCAACUUAAAAAUCGUCAGUCGAGUCCAAACAGUGCAAAUGUUGUUUAAUCUCUUAAAGUGUGUCUGAAAUGCAUCGCAAGCAUUUUCACCACAAAUCUAGCCGGCAAUUAAUAAUUUAAUUUAAGAGUUGAGUGUGUACCUUUUUUUAUAUUUAACAUACGUAUUGCCUAUGCAUAUCAAUAUCGAAUGAAUUUAGCGGAGAUGUGUAAUAAAAUACAUUUGUUGUAUUGAAUUGCAA
Molecule: messenger RNA, 752 nt
Organism: Drosophila nasuta
Lineage: Eukaryota; Metazoa; Arthropoda; Insecta; Diptera; Drosophilidae
Exons: 4
Coding region: 119-562 (147 amino acids)
Source: RefSeq, a predicted model, not a curated record